Solanum verrucosum is the source of this 1497-nucleotide messenger RNA. Its product is annotated as peroxisome biogenesis protein 3-2-like. The transcript is spliced from 7 exons. NCBI's taxonomy places the organism in Eukaryota, Viridiplantae, Streptophyta, Magnoliopsida, Solanales, Solanaceae. Gene Ontology annotation, molecular function: protein-macromolecule adaptor activity. Gene Ontology annotation, biological process: protein import into peroxisome membrane. Gene Ontology annotation, cellular component: peroxisomal membrane. The record is from RefSeq and is a predicted model, not a curated record. The coding region runs from base 173 to 1282 and encodes 369 amino acids.
GUAACUAAUAAUUGAAGCCGCUAUUUUGUUAAAUGUUCCAACCAAACAAACACACAUGCCUAUUUCGAAAUUGGAAGUUCAAACUUCAAAGCAGCUAUCAAAUAGCCAAAACCCUCUGUUCGCAACAAAGGCCGGUGAAACAAACAGUGGAUACCGACACCAAAUUGCUUGAAUGUGGGAAUUUUGGAUAAGAUAUAGGAGAAAGGCAUAUGUUACACUUGGUGUUCUGGGAAGUGGGUAUUUUUUGUAUAAGUUGUAUGACACACAUAGGAGAAAACUCUCUGAUCAUCACACAGAACUCAAACAGGAAAGGAGAAGUGAUGAACUCAUUAAAUUCCAGGUGAAGGCACAUUUUGAGAACGUUCAAAGAAUAGCUGAUUCAACAACAUUGCCUCAUGUAGUGCGAUGUUUACGUAGUCAGAUAGAAAAAGAAUUGGACCUUACGCACUUGACAGAGAGAUUGAUGAAAGGAAAAGAUCUGCCAAAUAGUCUAACAGCUGCACAGAAGCUCGAGCUAUGGGACAGACUCAAAAUUAUAAGUUUUACAAGAAUGGUGUUGUCUCUGUGGGCUGCAACACUCCUGAGCUUAUAUAUUAGAGUUCAAGUAUAUAUAUUAGGGAGACAUCUCUAUAUAGACACAGCACGUGGCAUUGGAGGUUCUGGCCAAUUUGGUGAAAUUGAUCUAAUUGACAGAAACGACCAGCAGCAGUUUCUGGCCAGUGCAGAUUAUUUAACUUCUUUUGGCCUGCCCACCUUAAUCUCUAGUUUUGAAGGAGCAACUUCUGAAGUCCUAAAAGGAAAACAGCUGAAGGAUUUCUUCAACUCUACUGUACUUCAUGAUACUAUUAUUCAGAUAUUGAACACCUUCAUGAGCACAGGAAGUCCUCAUCACUGGCUGAGUUUUCUGAUGCCAGAGGACUCUAAGCGAAAUAACUUAGGUGUAAGCUCGAGCACUGGCAGCACAGAUCUGUCUAAUGCAUCCAAAUUUGAACAACUUAUGCUGGAGACACGAGCAGUGUUGUCAAGUACCGAAUUCAGGAAUAUCGUAGACAUAUUACUAAAAGCAGCUGUGGAUGUACUGAUGGAAGACAUAAGUGUCUUAUGUGGUGAUGCCAAUUUAACAUCAGGUAUGCCAUUAGCUAAACUUCUUCCACGAAUCGCUCACAUGGAUCAGAUCCUACUCGAAGAACCCAAUAGAAACAGGUAUAUCCAAGUUAUCCAAGACAUACCGGAAAUAGAAAUAUUUUUCACCGUGUUGUAUGCAAGUACUGCUGCUUCUUAGUUAGGAACAUUGUUAUACUGUAGCUUUAGCAUAGGCUUGGAUGUAAAAUUUUACAUUUGGGUUUUGGUUAAGUGUUAGUUGUUACCUUGCUUGAGAAAAUUCUGCUUGAGGAGUUCAAAUGUGAACAAAAUAAGAAGAAAAAGUGGAGAGUUUUUUUGGUCAAGCCUGAAUUAAUGAUUGAGGCAACUUUCUGGGUGUGUGCCAUGUUCUUUUUG